AUGGGACCGGGUUCGAUCCCGGUGUACACCAAUGAAUAUUUUCAAUAUUUAAGUGUAUUAUGCUGCUCAGCUCAAAAAAAUAAAACGAGUCCAACCAUAAAAGUUUACUCCCUACCGAAGUCGCUCGUAACCUUGACCCGGGUUAGAAAUUUUUCUAAAUUCAAAUGUGUUUUUGCUCUUUAUUCAUACAAUAUUAUUCAACAAUUGCCAUAUGAAUCUGAGCCAGACCCACUAGAGGUUCGAGAAAUAAGUCGAGAUCAUUGUUACAAAGCAUAUCAGCUGGGUGUCUGGAGUCCCAUCAGCACUAAAAAGCUAGAGGGUAUCGUAAAACUCGCCUGUGCACUCGAAAGCGGGAGAUACGUCGCCAGGGAUAUCGUUCAACCCAAAAAAAGUACUUCAUUGAAGAAAAGAGAGCAUCAUUCCUCUUUUCUUCGUCAUCUCUUUCUUUUGAUUUCUCAGCACACGUUCUCUUGCCCAUGUCGAGCUACUGAAGGUGUUUGCGCGAUAAACUUUUCGAGUAGCGGCACUCCUGAAUGGCCCAGAAGUGGGAGUCAGGAUAAGACACAAAAUUACGGGGUGUGA
This is a messenger RNA of Cotesia congregata, 582 nucleotides long. NCBI's taxonomy places the organism in Eukaryota, Metazoa, Arthropoda, Insecta, Hymenoptera, Braconidae. The record is from the annotation of a GenBank genome assembly.